AUGCUGGAGCUGAUCGUACAAGGAUUUAUCACUCUCCUUCGAAAAGCGUUUGGUGUCGUUUUUGGCAGCCUCGGAGUAGGCAUAGCCUUGAGGAAAGUAAGUUCUUAUAACAAAGAAAAAAAACUUUGCAGGUAUAGACAAUUUUCGCUAUCAAAAUUUUUUCGGAAGAUUUUUUUGAUAGACGAAAUUGGUCUCAAAAAAUCAUCAAAAAUCGAAAGCAUCAGUUUCUGAUCGCGUCUCGAUUGUUCGGGUCGUUCGGUUCGACACACAAUCGAUACGAGGCGUAGGACGCCGACGAGGUGUGGCGAAGCUGCUCGCUCUGCAGACGCUCGGCGGUGACUUCGCCAAGCCUUAUGAUAUAUAACGUGAUCGUUUCUCCUAAUGUUAGUUCUUUCUAACUUUGGUUUUCUUGACCAUGGGCCGUUGUAUACAUCACAUAGAAAAGACCAAAACUUGCUCCAAAAAACCAAGAUCCUGAGUUUUUUUCCUGAGCUGGACAUUAAAAAGAAAAACUGUCCUAGGAACUGAUCAAUCUUAUUAUUAGGGUGCCCCAUAAUGGUUCUAUUGACUAAGCCUUCUCCUAGACUCCCCCAACGACGAAUCGAGGCGACCCAAAGUAUCCUUGACUUUGUUUCUUCUGAAUUCGUGUAAUCCAUAACUUUCGACUGAAUCUUGGUCAGGAGAUAGCUCCAAAUACGCUCGAUUGACGAGGCGCAGAGAUCAAGAUGCAAAGCCUUAUUUUUGGCUAUUAAUUCUCGCUUUUCUACCAACAAGUGUAACACUAGUUGAAGUUAUCAUUUAACUGUCGGUGUGGUCCGCGUUUUCUGAUGGUUUCUUUUCUCACCGAGAUUCGAAACACAAUCAGUUUGUUUUAUUACUGUGUAAGACAUACCAUAGGUUUGAUUUAUUAAAUUCUUUGAAACGGGUUAUCCUGAGUUACGUUGCAUCACGGUUUUUGGCUUUAAAACUUUGACCCUUGCAAUUUAUGAUUUUCGAUUCUUUUGGCCCUUGGGGUGGUGGGUAGAGAAAUACUCAAUCAUUUUUGUUGCCUAUUUUUUUAAAGUCGGCUUUAUUUAUUUAUCAUCAAAUCGGACCCAGGGAACUUCCGGAUUCUCUCAUUUACUGUUCAUAAAAACAAAGAACAAGGCGUAUUUCAUUAAAAAUUCUCCAAGUAGGCCAGUUCAGUGCCGUUUUGGGCUCAAGGUUUAGGUUGGGCAAGUCUUUGUUAAUUUUAUGUUUUUCUUACACCAAUGUUCCAGUAAUCAAAAUCUUUUUCGAACAACUUCAGGACUUGAUUUAUCACCAUUUUCGGAGACCAUUCAAUUCUCCACCAUUCAAAAAAAACGGCUAGAUUGUGCCCGUAUAUGCUCUGUAUUUACUGUAAAUUGUAACCGACUGUUUUCCUUCUUCCUUUGAUGACAAAUAUGAUAGAAAACGUAUUUUUUACAGUUUGGUCAGACUAAAAAUGAGAAGCAAUUUAUUUAUUUUUAAAUUGGCUUCUCCGUCUCAAAAAAAUUUUUCGCUUUGUGCAAAGUACAUAUUUUAAACGGCUUGAACUCUCGUCGCAAUUUUUUGCGCUAACGCGAAAAUGCUUUAAGGCGAUCAGACGAGAAAAGCCAUAGUUAGACAAGGGAGCUUAAGAUUAGGCUGUAUUGAUAAGGACCGGCGCACUUUGAUGCCGCUUGAUUUGGUAAACAAGUUGAAAGAGUGCUAAAGGAAAAUCGAAAGUUUGCACUUCAUAGUUUAUCCAUCAAUCAAUCUUUUAUUUAGCUCAUAUGUACUAUUACCAGAGAUUGCCACGGUCAAAAUUUCGGCUCCGGCUCUUAGCUCCCAGAGCCGGAGCCGAGGCCAAAUUUACAGCUCCGGCUCCGGCUCUUGGCUCCGUGCAAAAUUUAUAAAGGCCUCCGGCUCCGAAUCCCGGCUCCUAUGCAAAAUGUUUUUUUUGAAAAAUAUUUUUCCAAAAAUAAAAGUUAUUAGUGCCAGAGAUCACGCAGUCAACGUUUUUGCAAUCAAGUGACAUCCUCCGCAGUGUUUUUUCAGGCAAUUUGGUUUAACAAGAUCACGAAAUUUUUACUUUUCUGACCGCUGGGAAGCCUGGCUCAGACUUUGGGCUCGGGAGCCGGAGCCGACCCCAAAAUUUCCGGCUCCGGCUCUGGCUCCCGGCUCGGAGCCGCUCAGAGCCGCUCAGAGCCGGAGCCAAGAGCCGGCUCCGGAGCCGUGGCAAUCCCUGACUAUUACUAGUUUAUAAAAGUUGAUUGCGGGGUACCCACUGUAACAAACGUUUUUUUCUUCUCUCAUCCUGGCCCCGCAUGGCUAACUGCGCAUAUUUCCAUUAUCUCAUCGGUGACUCAAUAUAUGUGUAAUAAUUUAUACCGCACAAUGUCAUAAUAAAAUUAGUAAAAAAGCAGUCUACCGACGGUUUCCAGAAUUAUCAAAGACGACAAUCAUCGUGAAAUUUUAGUGAUUAAUUCCGGAUGUUUCCCAAAAAUUUAAAAAAUUAAUUGCCCCUGUUUUUCGAAUAAAAUCUCUGUAAAAACAUAUCUAUCUCUCCACCUUUGCAAACGCCUUCAGCUUUCAUUACUUGCCCUUUCCAAUUACCGCCCUCUUUUGUAAUGACCGUAACCCACAUUGUGCUUUCAAUCUAUAGAAUCCCAAUGUUCGUUCAUCAUUGCAGAACACGUUGUCAUCGAGAAAUGAACACCCAAUCUUUCAGAAGUUAGUUCCAAAUCUAUGAAAAAUAUUAAAAACCAUCGCCGAAAAAAGAAGUGCACCCUUCAAAUCUAUCUGUCUUAUGGUCUAAUGGUUUGUGUUUCCCUUCAAGUUUACACUCUAUUUCCCUGAUAAGAAAUACGACUAUAAAUAUCAUCGUCAAUAUUAUAAAUAUUUCCAACCUCUCCUGCGGUAUUCUUUUUUUGUUUUUGAGAUCAGUCCCUUUUCUGAUGUUUGUUUUUCUUACUGUGUUUUGCAAACAACCCCAUCCCCACUAACCAAUUUUCACCGCAAUCAAAAACAGAGAUUGCCACGGCUCCGGAGCCGGCUUUGGCUCCGGCUCCCGACCCAAAGUCGGAGCCAGGCUUCUCAGCGUCCAAAAAAGUAAAAAUUUCAUGAUCUUGUUAAACCGAUGCUCGAAAAAUACUGGGAAUGAUGUGUUGCGUACGACUUGGCUCAAAAACCUUGGAUGUGUCAUCUCUGACACUAAUAAAUUUUAUUUUUGUAAAAAGUUUUUUUUUCAAUCUCAGGAACGUUGGGCGUGUUUAGUUAGUUAAAUUUAUAGGUAUUUUUAUCUGUUUCAAGGUUUAAUGGAAAAGCGUGACAACCUUUGUCAACAGUUUUAUAUAGUCAAAAGAAACAGUUAAAUUUACGGGAGCCGGAGCUGCAAAUUUGACCUCGGUUCCGUCUCUAGGAGCUAAGAGAAGGUUCGGACGGGGUAUAUACCCAAAAGCCGUGAAGCCGGGUGUUUUCGGCUAUUUAUGGGAAUUUUUAACGUUUAAAAAUGCAAAAAAAAGUGGAAUUUGGUCAUAAAAAAUCAAUGAGUGUUGACAUUUUGUCAUAAUUUGUUGUUUGUUUUCGUUGAAAACUUGGUUUUGAGGUCGAAAACUAGUCAGCCAGUUACCGGAGUCGCAAGAUGAAAGGGUAAAAGAAUAUCACCCUAAACAUGAAUAAGUUAAUGAAUAAGUUGCAAACGACUUCAUAUUGGUACUAUGUAUAUUUGCAAAUUUUAUAAAUACCCGAAAUUUCGGGUAUAUACCCGCGCGGUGAAUAUACCCGAAUGUUCCGAACCCUAGCUAUAAGAGCCGCAACCGAAAUUUCGGCCGUGUCAAUCUUUUGUCAGAAAUCAUUUGUUUCCAUGGCACAGAGUAAAAUACUUAAGAAAUAGUUUUCGACUUGAGCCACGCGAAACUUCCAACCUUGUUUCUUGCACAGUGAAGGAUCCAGUGGCAAAAAACGUACCAUUUUGCAUCCGGGAAGCAUCGAAAAUGUGGCAAAAUGCUUCCCUCUCCAGAUGAAAAAACUUCGUUUUGAAGAGCCCACCCUUUCCCUCACAAAAGGAGCGGGCCACGUCAAGAAAUUGCGGGCCUUGCAAAGGUUCUCACAGCGAAAAAAAAUUCAUAAAACCUGUCAUCCAAAUUGCACAUAACAACAAUUUUUAACCUAAUUUUUUUAAUGGGAACUCUAGGGAGUACUACUAGUCGUAUACAACUGUUUUUUAUACCGCUGGUACAUUCUAAAUGGGUGUCAUCGUGACGCAUUUUCUGAACAUGGUUCGAGCUAGGCUAAAAAUAGUGCAAAUUUCAAGGCCAACUAUCAAAAAAACUGUCCCAUCAAGCGGGACGGGACCGGUGUAGAUACUCGAAGAACAGUUUAAGGAUUUUUUUGACGUGGAGCCUAUACCUCCUUCCAGUGCUCUCUGAGUCGGUAUCGUCGAUACAAACUUUUAUUUAGACGUUGCAUUCUUCGCCAUGGAAAACUGUCAAAAUACUACGAUUAUGGGUAUAUUUUGGUUCUAUUAGCUUAAGCAGCUCUCGAGCUUUCUAUUGGUAUCAAUAUCUUGUGAUUUACUAUUAAUCUUUAUGUCAAAAUAUUGCAAACCAUUUGGACAAAAACGGAUUUGCACAGGGCAGAAUGCCAAAAAAAAUUCUAGGCUUUUUCAUUGGGCGCCCGUUUUUCUUUUAUUUUUUCUUGACGUGCGGGCGCGCUUUUGAAAUGGAGUUUUUUUCACUUGGAGAGGGAAGCAUUUUGCCACAUUUUUGAUACUUCCCGGAUGCAAAAAGGUACGUUUUUUGCCACUGGAUCAGGCCCCCCACUGUAUUUCUCCGCCAAUAAUGCACCAAUUUCUACAGAAUUUAUAUCAAGCUGAGACACCCCAUAGUUUGCUCACUGGUUAUGACAGGACUACGUUCACGGGGGUUUCCUUACUGACCCCUGACAUUUUCAUUUUUAAUUAAACUUUGCUAAAUGAAACUCUUUUAUGCGUUGCACUUGGAGCACUUCCACUGCUCGUAAUAACUGCAUCUGUCUGGAAACGACCAGACUGAUUAGCGACAAGGAAAAAAAAAAUAUGAUCCUUUCCUGUUAUUCCUUUGAUUUGUAACCCCUUGUUGCCGACUGUCUAUGAAAUGGGGGUAAAAAGUUUUGGGAGGGGAAAACUGGGUUAGAAAGACGUCUUUGGUUAACGAUUAAAAAACUGUAGUCUUGACCAGUAUAUAAAGAAGAGAUGUUUGGAUGACAGUUUUAUCAAGCAUUUAGCGUGUCUCAGUGGCUAUUUUUCCGCAGAUUAAUUAACUGUAAUUUUUUUUGUAGACACCUCCAAUUUCGAUGGCUCCAACCAACGUUACCAAAGCUCCCGAAUACUUGGCCCCGGCACUAUCUCCGGCACCAAAGAAGCCAGUCAACAGUAGAGCCAACCAUUUCAAUGCGGUAAGUAGGGGAAAGUAAUUACGUUACUCUUUUGGAUAUUAUCAUUAACUUCAACUUUUGGCUUCCUUGAGCACUCCCUGAAUGAAGUACAACUUCAUUUUUCAGAUUGUCGAACGCCAACGCGACUUUUUCUAUUCCGAUGCAACCUUGCCCGUUGAAUUCCGGAAGCAACAACUUUUGAAGCUUAGAGAAUCCAUCGUUAAAUUUGCUGACAGAAUCGUUGACGCCAUUCAUGAUGACCUCAAAAGGGCGAAAAGUAUUGCCAAGGCUACCGAGUUUGAUCUAAUCCUCGGCGAUUUGGAUUAUUUCGUUGAGAACAUUGAGAAAUGGGCCGCGACGGAAGAGCGUCAAGAAACUCCGUUCGGCAAGGCUUUUGUCUACAAACAGCCUCGAGGCGUCGCUUUGAUUAUUGGUCCAUUCAACUUCCCAAUUCAACUAACGAUUCGACCACUUAUCGCUGCCAUUGGUGCCGGCUGCACGGCGGUUGUGAAGCCUUCAGAAGUUGCGGAGAAUUCGGCUCAAGUCAUUGAAGACCUCCUGACUUCCACUUUUGAUCCGGAAUAUGUCGCUGUGGUUCAAGGAGAUGGCUCGGACACUGCCAGUCUCCUCGAACAACACUUUGAUCAUAUCUUCUUUACCGGCGGCACUCAAAUUGGAAAGAUUGUCAUGGCUGCUGCUGCCCAACAUUUGGCCACCGUAACGCUGGAAAUGGGAGGAAAAUGGUGGGUGAAUACUCGGCGUAAUAAUAAAUUUUUCAGUCCAUGUGUUAUCGAUGAGACUGCGGACAUUGACGAAGUGAUCAGCAAAUUCAUAAUGGGCAGAUAUUUGAACAAUGGGCAGGUCUGCAUCUGCCCCAAUCAUGUCAUCAUUCAUGAGAAAGUAAAGGAAGAAUUUGUCACAAAAUUGGUUGCUGCUGUUACUGGGCUCUUUGGAAAGCACCCAAAACAACAUCCUUUGUAUGCCAGGAUGAUCAGCAAAAAGCAUUGGAAGUAAGCAAAGACUUUAUUUGUUAUGUUUGAUGACUUGUUGAUCUCUAAGAUAAGGUCAAAUCUCUCGUCAUAUAUAAAAGCUCCGUUUUCAGUCGUGUUCACCGAUUAAUCACAGCCUCCAAAGGAAAAGUAAUCUACAAAUCUGACGAUGAUGAUGAUCAUGACGACAAGUUUAUCGCCCCUUAUAUUGUGGAGGUCGAGGCGGAUGACGCUUUGUUGGAAGAAGAGCUUUUCGCUCCCAUUAUCCCAAUUAUCACUGUAAAAAGCAAAGAGGAGGCGUUCAGAUUCGUCAGAGAGUCCAGAGAGAAGCCGUUGGCCAGCUAUUUGUUCAGCAAGGACAAGGAAUUUGUGGAGAAAUUCUGUCGGGAGAUUUACAGCGGAGCCACUGUUGUGAAUGACGUAAUGUCGCAAUAUUUCAGUAAGUUUGGUUUUAUGUAUUUUUUUAUUGAUUGUAAGGUCUUCAAGAAAGCUUGAGGAAAAUUUCUGGUAACUUUUCAUUUCUAAAAUACGCUUUUCAGACAACGAUAUUCCAUUUGGCGGAGUUGGGAACAGUGGAAUCGGGAGAACCCAAGGAAAAUACGGAUUCGACGCAUUUACUCACGAAAAAUCGGUUGUCCAAUGUAACUCAGCCAAAGGCGCGUUCACCCCUUAG
Messenger RNA from Bursaphelenchus xylophilus (pine wood nematode), 7059 nucleotides. NCBI's taxonomy places the organism in Eukaryota, Metazoa, Nematoda, Chromadorea, Rhabditida, Aphelenchoididae. The record is from the annotation of a GenBank genome assembly.